GUAAAGGUCGGCCCCCGCAAGAUGGCGGCCCCCUUGGAGCUCAGUUGCUGGGGAGGCGGCUGGGGGCUCCCAUCGGUUCACAGCGAGUCCCUGGUGGUGAUGGCUUAUGCCAAAUUUUCUGGUGCACCCUUGAAAGUCAAUGUGAUAGAUAACACCUGGAGAGGUUCAAGAGGUGAUGUACCAAUUUUGACAACUGAAGACGACAUGGUUUCUCAGCCAGCAAAAAUACUAAACUUUUUAAGAAAACAGAAAUAUAAUGCUGAUUAUGAACUCUCAGCAAAACAAGGGGCAGAUACAUUGGCUUAUAUUGCUCUCCUCGAAGAGAAGCUUCUCCCUGCAGUGCUUCACACAUUCUGGGUUGAGAGUGACAAUUACUUUACUGUGACAAAGCCAUGGUUUGCUUCACAAAUUCCUUUUCCUUUGAGUUUGAUCCUGCCUGGAAGAAUGUCUAAGGGAGCACUGAACAGGAUUCUCCUGACCAGAGGACAGCCUCCCCUCUACCACCUCCGAGAAGUGGAAGCACAGAUAUACAGAGAUGCCAAGGAGUGCCUAAAUCUUCUAUCAAACAGAUUGGGAACAUCUCAGUUUUUCUUUGGAGAUACGCCUUCUACCUUGGAUGCCUAUGUUUUUGGUUUUCUUGCACCUCUUUACAAAGUACGGUUUCCUAAAGUUCAGCUACAAGAACAUCUGAAACAGCUCUCCAACCUCUGUCGCUUUUGCGAUGACAUCCUGAGCAGUUAUUUUAGGCUUAGUCUUGGAGGCAUCUCUCCAGCUGGACAAGAAACGGUAGAUGCAAAUCUGCAGAAACUCACACAACUUGUAAAUAAGGAAUCCAACUUGAUUGAAAAGAUGGAUGACAAUCUUCGCCAAAGCCCUCAGCUUCCUCCUCGGAAACUGCCAACACUUAAAUUGACUCCAGCAGAAGAAGAAAAUAAUUCCUUCCAACGGCUUUCACCCUGACGAUAGUCAUGGUUUGUGGCCAAAGUCAAAUGAUUGUUGCAGUAAUCUCUUACACCAAGUGUGUGAAGGCAAAAAGAAGAUACCAUAAUAGGUAUUAAGGAAGACUCUAAACCAAAAGGAACUUUCUAUGCCAUCUGUUUUUACUAUUAUUAUUAGGAAGCUUGUAUUCUAGCUUGGCACUGCAUUUUUAAUAACAUCAAAGAGAAUGCUAAAUGAACUUGGGGGGGGAAGAAAAACACAUCGUACUGUAUACAAAGAACUGCCUUAAUCAUGGCAGAUUUUUGCCUUUGGUUCACAUGUUGCUGACCAAAAGCUACAAUUCUGUUCUGAAUGUGCACUCCUAAUUUAUUUGAGUUAAUUUAUUCAAUUUAUUAACUUAGUUUUCUUAGACCAGGCUGAAUACCUAAUAUGUGGCUUUUUGGCUGAGGCUUUUUACUUCUGUUUAGAAAUUUGAUGCCUAUUUUAGGAACCAGAAAAAGAUAAAUUGCUUCAGUAGAAGAGACCAUAUUUAACUUUAAAAAGUGAUGAGGAAUGUGCUUUUUAAUUAUGCUCUCAUAAGUCUAAUCUUUUGGGGGUUUAGUAGCACAUAGAUAAAUAUUAAAGGUGGUUACGUAUAAUAACAUCUGAUAAUACUCAUUUCAGUAUAACAUUGGUCUUUGCUGAUGUGUUCGAUAUAGGUUAGGAAGGGGUCCUUUAGUUUACUUGGGCGAAUGUGGCAGUUUUAGACCUAUGUCUUUGUAGUACAUCUUUAGUUGUCUUUCUUGUAUUAAUUCCAGAAGAAGUGAAUGUACUGGUUAUCGUUACUAUGCUAGGCUGUAAAAUCUUACUGAAAUUGCCCACUUGUUAGACACUACUCAGGAGGAGCCCAUGGCCAGGGUAGUAGAAAAACUGUGCAUCUGGUCCAAGUUUUCUGUGCUUGGCUCAGGCUAAUAUUCUUUCAUAAGAUGCAUAUCAUGUAGUCAAAAGCUUUCUGACAACCAAUUAUUUUUCAUACAUUUCACUUACAUUCGAAGAAUACAAAGGAGCAAUCAGAAAUAGCAGCUUUUAACGAAUAUUUUCUAUUUAUUGGUUGCUGAACUGUUAAGGGAUUUGCUGUGUGGUAAUUUUACUUAUAAUAGAAACUUGCUUAUUUUAGUGGUUGAGGUGCUUUGGUUGUCCUAAAACCACUUCUGAGGUUUUUAAAAUGUAGAACCAUGUUUUUGAUUAGCGUCUUAAAAGAUUACUGUGGUGCUCAGCAAAUCUUACCAAGUCGUGCAGGAACCCAUAUGUUAAGAAAACGAGCUUUGUAGUCAAAAGACUCAUCUAAUUUGAGCUGAGUGGAGCUCAGCUGUGUUUGACCCACAUCCUCCCAAUUUGUUCUGUAUUUAGGUAGUUAUUUAUACAGGAGUCUUUAAGUCAUUGUAAAUAUUUUUUCUUGAAAGUUUUAACUAAGUGAGAAGUAAGGUAGUCUUCAAAAUCUUGGUCAUCUGUUUGGAUUAGGGAAAGUACCUCAUGAGUUGCACAUUACUUCUACAACAGGGUGUGUGUGUGUGUUUGUGUGUGUCAGUCAUCUUCAAAGGCAGAUGAUUAGAUUCCAGCAAUCUGAAAUCUAUUAUUCCAGCAGUCUGAAACCUAAAUAUUUUAUAUUGGAAAUCAUGACUGUGAGACUUUAUCGUCCUCUAGGAUGGAUGUAUAUUGGAGAAGGGUGGUUAGCACAUUCAUCAGACAUCUGCUUAUGCUUUGGUCAAGGCCAGUCAUUUUUAAUUAUGAUUUUUUUUUUUUUUUUUUUUUUUGAGACGGAGCCUCACUCUGUCGCCCAGGCUGGAGUGCAGUGGCGCAAUCUCGGCUCACUGCAAGCUCUGCCUCCCGGGUUCACGCCAUUCUCCUGCCUCAGCCUCUCCGAGUAGCUGGGACUACAGGCGCCCGCCACCAUGCCUGGCUAAUUUUUUUGUGUUUUUAGUAGAGACGGGGUUUCACCGUGGUCUCGAUCUCCUGACCUUGUGAUCCGCCCGCCUCGGCCUCCCAAAGUGCUGGGAUUACAAGCGUGAGCCACCGUGCCCGGCUUAAUUAUGAUUUAUAUCAGACCCUCCAAAAAGUAUUUGAAAUAUAUUACAGUUAUAACGUACAAGUACAUUACAUGUAUAUUACAUGUAAAACAGGACAAUUUAAAAAUUUUAAAUUUUAAAGAAUUAAAAAAAUUUAAAAAUUUAAAUUAAAAAAAUUAAAAAUUUGUAGAACCAUAUCAACACUGACAGAUUCUAAAAUUAAGUAGUAAACUUAACUCCAAGUUUCUCCAUGGGCAAAGUCAAAAGAUAAUGCUAGGUUAUGUCAAUUUUUCUUUCAAUAAAACUGCUCAUGUCUAUUAGGAAGAAAAAUGUGUUUAAAGUUUUACAGGAACGUGGAGCUCAUGUCCUUCUGAUAUUAGACUUUGAUAAAGAAGCAUACUGUAAUGUUUUAUGAACUGAAAUUUUAAUCAAAAGAGGUCAUUUUAGAAUAACAAGUAUUUGUCUUUUUUAGUAGAAGGAAUGACUGUCAAUGUGAUUUAUUCGUUUUUGUGUCAUCCGUACUUCGAACUGCCAUUAGCCUUACAUUCUCACUAUAGUCCGUAAUGCUUCCAGAUCACCUUUCCUAAGAUGCAACAUGUGAUUUUAGUGAGAGUUUAUAUGUUGGGUUACUUAGUUGAGCUGUUUAUGUAUAUGCAAAUAAGAUGACAGGAAGCUGUAACUGAGCACAAAGUACUUUAGGGAUCAGACACACAUAUAGGAAGCUCUUAGAAAUGAACUUUUUUUUUUUUUUUUUUUUUUUGAGACAGAGUUCACUCUUGUUGCCUGGGCUGGAGUGCAGUGGCGCAGUCUCGGCUCACUGCAACCUCCGCCUCCUGGGUUCAAGCAAGUCUCCUGUCUCAGCCUCCCAAGUAGCUGGGAUUACAGGCAUGUGCCCCCACGCCCAGCUAAUUUUGUAUUUUUUUUAGUAGAGACGGGGUUUCACCAUGUUGGUCAGGCUGGUCUUGAACUCCUGACCUCAAGUGAUUCACCUGCCUUGGCCUCCCAAAGUGCUGGGAUUACAGGCGUGAGCCACUGCACCCGGCCAAAAAGAACAUUUUGUCAAUCUGAACAGAGCACAGAACACUUUUUCAGACUGAACAGACUGCUGGACCAGCCUGUCAUGAUAUGUUUUGGAUAAAGUUUGAGUUCAUUGGGAUAAAUGGCCCACAAUCUUAAACAGAAUACUGUGAGUCAAUGCCUUUUGGAAGUGAUGGUGGAGGAUAAUAUGAUUAAAGGGAACAUGCUUGUUUUUAUUUUUGUUGGUAGUAUAUGAUUAGAAAAACUAGAUAAUUCCCAUAAGAUGAAGAUCUUCCGUGAACAAACUACCAUCAAUCAUCCAUCAGAUUGAUUUUUUUUUUUUUUUUAAGUAACACUAAAGAAGCUGUAAAGAACAUUGAAGGUGGUCAUUCCUUCAAAACUGUGUUUUGACCACACAAAAGAUGGGCGUUAACAAACCAAAUUUCAACUUAAGUCUGUUUGUAUUAUAUUGGGGGUGCUGCAAGACUGGAGAUUUUAUAAAAGCAAGCAUUUUUAUUUCCAUUUAUAAUUUCUAUUCAAUGUUGCUAGAUACAUUAACAUGAAGGAAUGGGGAAACUUAUUUCAGUCAAAGCUAAAAUUUUCAGAAGUCUGUAAAAAUAGAAAAACACCAUUGAAAGAGGCAGAAAUAGGUAAUGGGGAUAGUAUCUUAGAAAACCUGUUGGUUAAGGCAGCUGCAUGUGAUAAAAGUGGUAUUUGAACUUGGUAGUGUUUCCUUAGAACCUCUUCCAAAAAUAUGCAUUUACCAGGCUUGUUACAUUUUUUUGGACAGUUUUUCAUCAACUAUCAAAAACUUUAACCCUUUUAAAACCUAGAUGUAAAUGCUUACAUGUAAAGACAGGAAGCUAAGCAAUGGGUACCUGGGAUCUCUGAACUAUUUUUGUAAUUUCUUAUGAGUCUAAGUAUUUCAAAAUAAAAGUGGUUUUAAAGUAAAUUCAUAGAUUAAAUAUAUCAUUAUCUAUAUAAACUAUGAUUUAAAACUUUAAUUUUCCAAACAUAGUAUUCAACUUAGUUGAAUAAAUAUAUGAUAGAAGUUAAAUACAAUUUUUAUUUCAUUCUUAAGAAAAACUCGUUUGUAACAAAUGAUAUCUAAAGAUCUAUUUUGCCUUACCAGAAAAGAAAAAAAAACCCUAAAACCAAAAACUCCUUUUCCCUAGGAUGUCAAAAAUGCUGUGAUUUAAAAUAUCUAAUUAUAUUUUUUUCUUUCUAUGGUAGCGGGGUUUACUUUUGAGGAUAAAAUAUUUUGAAAAAGUUCUGUCCCUUGAUGUGGUACUUCUCCCGUGCCUUGUACUUGUUCUCUCUCCAUAUGCACAGGGUGACAAGAUGCUCACCUUUAAUGAAGAAGGUGUAGCUUUUUGUUUUAAGGUGUAAUUGUCUUUGUCUUGAUUUGGCUAUUUUUAUAACUGAAAUCCUGAGCAACAGAGAUAAUUUGGGUGGUAAUGAUCGUCUUUUGUAUAUGUUCUUGAUGUUAAGAAAUAUUUUUUGCUGCCAUUCAGCUUUGUGGAAUUUAUGUUUACUUUUCAAUAUUUUCAUAUUUCUUAACCAGAUUUUAAAGAAACUUGUUGUUAGUUAUGUGAAAUCAAAGGUCAGGUCAGUAAUCCCAUUAUCCUCAAACUUGAAGUUUCAUUGGAUGUUCAAAAUGCUAAUUUUCGCAGAGAUAUAAGGAUAAAUUAGUUUUAGUUUGUGUUUUUAAGGGUUUGCAAAAUAAUUUGGCUCCCAAACUCUUGUUGGGGUAUAGUGUUUGCUAGGAGCCCAGGUUACCUGCCCUGGACUUAAAUUGUGAUUGAAGUGGAGAGGUACUCUAGGAGUUUAAAAAGACACAAAAUUAUUUUUUUUUGCCAUGGAUUUCUGAUAAGAAUUAACAUUCUUGAACAAAGGUAUCAGAAAGGGUAACUCGAGUUGAAGGUUUGUGAAUAGAAAGGGAAAUGUGAUAGAUUAUUCAGAACAAAAUAAAUAGACAAAAUAACAAAAGACAGGAAAAUAAGUCUCUUUGUGUCCCUAUUAAUCAUUUGAAAUUAUGCUAUAAUAUUUUUUAAAACUCACCUUUUUGGUUCUGGGUGAAGCAGUUCCUAAAGGAGUGUUUUGUCAGAAAAUAUUGUUAGGUGAAUAGAGGGUUCUGUGGCCAAGUAAGUUUGGGAAAUAGUGGGUUAGACAAAGUUGAGUUACUGUUGGCCUUUCAGACCUUUGAUACGCUAAUGUGCAUUUUAAAUCUCCAAGAAGCACCUCUAUUUUAUACAUCAUUUCCCUAAUUUAUUUUAAUACGGAUUUUUUGUUUUUGUUUUCUUGAGACGGAGUCUUGGUCUUGUCACCCAGGCUGGAGUGUGGUGGCGCUAUCUCGGCUCACUACAACCUCCACCUCCCAGGUUCAAGCAAUUCUCCUGCCUCAGCCUCCCAAAUAACUGGGAUUACAGGCGCCUGCCACCACGCUCAGCUAAUUUUUGUAUUUUUAGUAGAGAUGGGGUUUCACCAUGUUGACCAGGCUGAUUUUGAACUCCUGACCUCAGGUGAUUCUGCCUGCCUCACCCUCCCAAAGUGCUGGAAUUACAGGUAUGAGCCACUGCCCCCGGCCGGACUUUUUUUAAAAUAGGUAUCUUGUGGGAUUUGUGUUCUGAGAGAUACACCUAAGGAAAUGCUGCCCUACAGUGUUUUGCUAGUUUAUACUCAUUACAAAGGUUUCUUAUUGUUGGGUGCCCCCCUAGCCAGUGGUAGUAAAAUUGGAAGAGACAGGUCAAGACUCCCUUGGACCAUGGCAUCGAGAGAGGGAUGGCUGUCGGCAUAGAUAUGUUGGUUAUUUAGGCAUUUGUGAGGGAGGCCCCUGGCUAUUCCAGCCCAUUUCCUUAGAAUCCCAGAUGGCCGGGAACAGCUGUACAAGGGUCUGAACUGGUGGUUUCAGAGGACUACCCAGUUCCUAAGCAUCCAUGAGGCAGAGGGAACCAACUUGUAUUUCCAGAACAAUUUUCCAAACCUUUUCUGGCUGUGCUUUAAAAGUGCCAAAAAGGCAAUGGGUGUUUAUGACACCAAAGUCACAUACAAGCUAGUAUGAUACAUACAUCAUAGAAAGCUUAUAGUUGCUUCAGUGACAAAGCAAAGGAAGUGUAAUAUUUUCAAGUUUUGUUCAUUAUUGAAGACAGUCUAAGGUUCAUAGUUUUCACUAAAUUCUAAGCAGAUUCUAUAUCCUAAACAUUUAAACAUUUAAACCUAAGCCUUAUUUAAACCUCAUUCGGCCUGCAGAUAUGUUUGAUAUCACUUCAGAGUCGAAAACCAGAUUACUAAUCAUGCGUAAGGAAGCAUUUUGUGUGUCUUUGCAAUGUAUACAAUUGCAUUAUUUGGAACACCAUUUUGAAUGUGUAUUUGAGAGCUCACCUGUGGGUUUUGAGUUGUGGUGUAAUGGUGAACAUGUAGCCACAUGAAAGGCUGUUGGAUCUUUGUUCUGAUUCUUCAGUCGUCUUCUUGCAAAUUCAGAGAAAUGUCUUUUAAUCAUUUCGUUUACAUAUCCCAGAUCCUUGGAAAUCAUGAAAAAUAACUUGCCAGAGUUUGCAUCAGCCCUCAAUAAGUCAUGAACCAUAGAGAAGGUCAUGGGGCCAUUUAUUCUUUGGACCGUUGGCUACUUCUGAAGUGCUGGCUUCCUUCUCUCUAGGAGGAGUCGUGUACUCAAGCUUUUAAGUUAAAUGCAUAAAAAUGAGUUUUACUUCUCUUCUGACUUGAUUUUUAAUUUUAUGAAAUGGGAAAUAAUGUUUUUCCAUUUUUCUGUUCAUUUUGAAGUGGGAAUUCAAGGUGUUUAUAAUGUCACGUCACUGUUCUGAAACAUUGACAGUAAAGACAAGAAAUAUAUGUAUGUAGUAUGUAUAUUAGUUUUGUCCCACCAAGCCUAUCUUUGAAUGGCAAACAUUUUAAAAACAUCUGUUCUAGUUGCACAACUACUCUAGCUUCAUUAUAAAGUAAACAAUCUUAAAGUAAGCAAUGUUGGCCAUAAUUUCAAUAUUCUAGCCUUGCCGAGUGUGAAUAUAUUUUACUCAGAGACUAUGUAUAAAUACACUAAAAAGUGGUGAUGGUGAUCAAUAUUGUAAAGAAUUUAUUCUGAUAAAUGAGAAACUGGAUAUAAUGUCAAAAUAGCUAUUUUCUCAAUAAAAAUCUCAAAUCUC
Molecule: messenger RNA, 8161 nt
Organism: Symphalangus syndactylus (siamang)
Lineage: Eukaryota; Metazoa; Chordata; Mammalia; Primates; Hylobatidae
Gene: MTX3
Product: metaxin 3
Biological process (GO): mitochondrion organization
Cellular component (GO): cytoplasm; SAM complex
Source: RefSeq, a predicted model, not a curated record